CUACGUACACAAAUUUUACUUUUUGUGGCAUUCUCUCUUUUGGUUUUGUACCUAAGUAAACAAAUGUGGUUUACAAUGUUGUUCAUCUUCCCCUUUAGAUCCCACAUAUGUUAUCGCGCCCGUACUCAAAUCGCGUUCCGGUCGUGAAGAUUUCAAAAAGCUCUUUGCAGCGUGGUACGAGAGGCGGCAAAUGAAGAAGAUAUACUCUCCCUUGCUAGAGGCAUUCUUAGGACUCUACCUUGGAUUUGAAUGGAUACAGACAAACAACAUUCUUGCACCGAUAAUUACGCACGGGAUAUACUCCGCUGUCGUGUUGGGACACGGAUUGUGGAAGAUCGACGAUCAUCGGAGAAGGCUACGCCAGAGGAUCCGACAACUCAAACACGAAGAAGGAGGAGGGGGGAAUCAAUGAUUCAACAUUUUUGGAGGGCCUUUUGACAAUUUUGUAAUUAAGUAAGAGACUGUUCCAAUUGGGGUUGCAAAUAGCAUUUUAUGUAUUUGUGUCUCUAUGUGUGUGUAAAUAUAUAUCUUUGAAGGUGUAACUUUGCACAAUGGAAAAACAUAACCAAUGAAAAUAUUGUACCUGGGAACAUAUAUAUAUCAAAUAAUAAUAGUAAUUGUGAAAUUUAGAGUAAAACUGAUCUGGUUUU
Cuscuta campestris is the source of this 650-nucleotide messenger RNA. Lineage: Eukaryota; Viridiplantae; Streptophyta; Magnoliopsida; Solanales; Convolvulaceae. The record is from the annotation of a GenBank genome assembly.